CCUCGAAUGAAGUAGUUGGUUUAGAAAAAUAGAAACUUAUCCCCAAUAAGUACUUUGUGAGCUUCAGUAGCUCAGGUCCAAAACUCUCGAUCUCCUAAGGCUCCUGUGGAGUAAGGGUCAGUUUCUCAAAGUCUCUCGUGAGCGAAGCACCGUGAAUUUGUGUUGUAGUUCUUGUUUCAUCAGUGUUUCGUGGACUUUACUAUUAGGUAUUCUUAAAUUGAAGAAAUGAAUAAUUCGUAUGGCUCCUUGAGGAUGGACAACAUCCGAGUCUUGGAUUUUACUACUUCGGGAGUCGAGUCUGAGUAUGAAAAGACGGAACAUCCGGUGCUUGACCUUUCCUGCAAAAAGAAUUCGAUAACAACGAAUUUUCCUCGAGUUCAUCAUGAAACUUUGUCAAAUUCGUCCAAUUGCUGUAACUCUAAUUACAACUCUUCCAAUGAAGAACAAUCUCAAGCGACAAACCUAUCUCCCAGUUCUGACAGAAAAGGCAGUCCCUUUGAAGUACGAACUUUCAUGGUGACUCCACCUUCAGAACCAGAAUCUCCAAAGAGACCUAAGUACGACCCAGUUUACACUCCAAUCAACGUACCUUCUUUGGAUCAUUUGGGGCAUAGAACAUAUCCACCACUGCCAAUGAAUCUUCCACAUCCGGUUGUACCAUCAGGGCUCCCAUCUUUGAUAGUUCAACAUAAUAAUAACAAUAUUAAUGCUGGAACUCAGAUCCAAAUGCCAAAUGCCACAUCGACGACUCAGGAUCUUCCUCCAACAUCGACCUACUCUGAUUGCAAUAAAAAUGCACCUAGACCUUUUAAGGCUUAUCCCAAAGACCCACUGUCUUUGAGCGUAGUUCCAGAAUUGAUUUACGAUCAGAAUUCUAAUGAGGCCUAUUCGGAAUUUAGAAGGAAGAUGCUGGAUUCGGUGAGGAGGACAUCUGAGGGAACGAAUAUUAAAAUGCGAAGGAUAUCCAAAAGCCCUGGCUUGCCAACCAGCACUUUCGAUGAAAAAGAUUCAGCUUACUGGGAAAGAAGAAGAAAAAAUAACGAAGCUGCCAAACGUUCCCGAGAUGCAAGGAGAGCAAAAGAGGACGAAAUUGCCAUAAGAGCUGCCUUUCUCGAACAAGAAAAUAUGAAGCUCAAGUAUGAGCUUGUUGCACUCAGAAAUGAGACGGCCAAGCUCAGAUGUAUGAUAUAUUCGAAUUAGACCACAUUUUUCACCGUCCUUAUGAAAAUUACUCUAUAUAGUCGAUUAUAAAAAAAAGGUUCUAAAGUAUUUUUUCAUACUGUUUGAGAUAAUAAUUAGUGUUGAGAAUUUAGCUCGUAGAGACAAAGAAACGAACUAGCCAAUUUGUGAAUUGAAGUGCUAAUUCCGUAAAGUGAGGAUUUUUUGUAAAUAUUUUUAUAAAUAAUUGUGUGACAGUGAACAUUUUUAAUUUGUACAUUUGGUUUGUAAUAUGAUUUGAAAAUGUGUAAGAUUUGGGUAAAAUUUAAUAAUCCGAAUCCGAAAACAGCAAGCAAGUGAGAUAAAAAAGAUACCUGAAUCCGCUAUCAGUUCAAGCUUAUCUAAAAAAAAAAUCGACUAUUUCAUGUAAUAUGAAAUCAAGUUCGUGUAAGUCCGUAUAAAGAAUUAGGUUUAAGUUAUACUACAUAUGGAAUCAAGUCGAUUUUCAUUGAUUUUGGCAAUUUUAAAUUUUUGUGACAAAAUGAACAAAAAUAGGCUGUUCUGCAACUAAGAAAAUCAUAUGGAAUUCUCUACAAUUUUUAGAAUUGUAGG
Messenger RNA from Belonocnema kinseyi, 1770 nucleotides. It is a transcript of the gene gt, whose product is annotated as hepatic leukemia factor-like. Gene Ontology annotation, cellular component: nucleus. Gene Ontology annotation, molecular function: DNA-binding transcription factor activity, RNA polymerase II-specific; RNA polymerase II cis-regulatory region sequence-specific DNA binding. Lineage: Eukaryota; Metazoa; Arthropoda; Insecta; Hymenoptera; Cynipidae. The record is from RefSeq and is a predicted model, not a curated record. Bases 226 to 1200 code for a protein of 324 amino acids. Gene Ontology annotation, biological process: regulation of transcription by RNA polymerase II. The transcript is spliced from 4 exons.